This is a messenger RNA of Nymphaea colorata (pocket water lily), 903 nucleotides long. RefSeq lists its product as uncharacterized. Gene Ontology annotation, molecular function: oxidoreductase activity. Lineage: Eukaryota; Viridiplantae; Streptophyta; Magnoliopsida; Nymphaeales; Nymphaeaceae. The coding region runs from base 152 to 748 and encodes 198 amino acids. The record is from RefSeq and is a predicted model, not a curated record. The transcript is spliced from 8 exons.
UUCAGAUUAACUUCGACCAGUUUUUGAACCGUGAGUUCUCCAAGGAAGGGCGAUUGAUUUUUAAGGAGUCAAGGCAGAACAAUUUCUUCACGAUCAAUAUUGCUGGGCUGGUAAGGCAAGACGGGGAACAGCCUGUUCCGCGUCCUGUGCGAUGGCGCGUUUGCGAGAGCCUGCAGUCCCCAUACAAUACCAACUUCUGUCCACUUGCAGCCUGUCUUUGUCUUUGACAGCGCAGGCCGAAGGUGAAACAAAGAUGAGGGUUGCGGUGAUUGGUGGGGGAGUGAGUGGCCUGGUUUCAGCUUAUAUCUUGGCCAAGGCCGGAGUUCACGUGGUUCUCUAUGAAAAAGAAGCUCACUUGGGUGGCCAUGCUCAGACCGUCCAUGUCAAUGGUGUCGAUUUGGACCUUGGAUUUAUGGUGUUCAAUGGAGUCACGUAUCCCAAUAUGAUGGAGCUUUUCGAAAACCUUGGAGUUAUUGUGCAAAGAAGCGACAUGUCCUUCUCAGUGAGUUUGGAUGAAGCUACCUUGAGCAACAUGAGAACAACCUUGACCUUGAUCGCAGUGAGACACUUGGACAGUUCAUCAAGUCACUGGGUUACUCUGAUGCAUUUCGGGACCAUUAUUUUAUCCCGAUGUGUUCCUCAGUUUGGUCGUGCUCCUCUGAACAAAUGCUCAACUGCUCUGCUUACUGUGUGCUCUCAUUCUGCCGAAACCAUCAUGCCCUUCAAGUGCCUGAUAUGGUUUCCAUGAAGAUGGGCUGAAGGCUGGAAAGGUUGCAGCAAAAGGCUUAUUGGGAUCAAAAUGUGUUCUUCUGGAUGAGAGAAAAAGUAUGACACAUUCCGUAAUGGCCAGGGGAGCAAGCUUAUUGUCACUAGAUUCUUGCAAAGUUAUGUUUCAACAGGUUA